GUCAGCUGAAGCUGUCAAUCGAUGCCCAGGACCGGGUUCUGCUGCUCCACAUUAUAGAAGGCAAAGGCCUGAUGAGCAGAGAGCCUGGCAUCUGUGAUCCCUACGUGAAGAUUUCUUUGAUCCCUGAAGAUAAUCGACUGCGUCGCCAGAAGACGCAGACCGUCCCAGACUGCAGAGAGCCGGUCUUCCGUGAGCACUUCUUCUUUCUCAUCCAAGAGGAAGAUGAACAGAAGCGCCUUCUGGUCACUGUGUGGAAUAGGGCGGGUGACUCCAGACAGCGUGGACUCAUUGGCUGCAUGAGCUUUGGGGUGAAGUCCCUCCUGACUCCGGACAAGGAAAUCAGCGGCUGGUACUACCUUCUGGGGGAAGACCUGGGCCGGACCAAGCACCUGAAGGUGGCCAGGCGGCGGCUGCGGGCCCUGAGAGACCCGCUGCUGAGAACGCCAGGAGGUGGGGACACUGAGAAUGGGGAGGAAUUCAAGAUCACCAUCCCGAGGGGGAAGGAUGGCUUUGGCUUCACCAUCUGCUGUGACUCUCCGGUUCGAGUCCAGGCUGUGGAUUCUGGAGGUCCAGCCGAGCGGGCAGGGCUGCAGCAGCUGGACACGGUGCUGCAGCUGAAUGAGAGGCCCGUGGAGCACUGGAAAUGCGUGGAGCUGGCCCAUGAGAUCCGGAACUGCUCCAGUGAGAUCAUCCUGCUCGUGUGGCGCAUGGUCCCCCAGGUCAAGCCGGGGCCAGACGGCGGGGUCCUGCGACGGGCCUCCUGCAAGUCGACGCACGACCUCCAAUCCCCCCCCAAUAAGCGGGAGAAGAACUGCACCCAUGCGGCCCAGGCGCGGCCUGAACAGCGCCACAGCUGCCACUUGGUGUGCGACAGUUCCGACGGGCUGCUCCUCGGGGGCUGGGAGCGCUAUACAGAGGUGACCAAGCGCGGGGGCCAGCACACCCUGCCCGCGCUGUCCCGCGCCACCACCUCCACUGACCCCAACUACAUCAUCCUGGCCCCACUGAACCCUGGGAGCCAGCUGCUGCGGCCUGUGUACCAGGAGGAUGCCAUCCCCGAAGAAUCAGGUAGUCCCAGUAAAGGGAAGUCCUACGCAGGCCUGGGGAAGAAGUCCCGGCUGAUGAAGACAGUGCAGACCAUGAAGGGCCACGGCAACUACCAGAACUGCCCGGUCAUGAGGCCGCACACCCCUCACUCAAGCUAUGGCACCUACGUCACCCUGGCCCCCAAGGUCCUGGUGUUCCCGGUCUUUGUUCAGCCUUUAGAUCUCUGUAACCCUGCCCGGACUCUCCUGUUGUCUGAGGAGCUGCGGCUGUACGAGGGGAGGAACAAGGCUGUCGAGAAGGCAGAGUGCUUAUUCACUUUGGAAGCGCACUCGCAGGAGCAGAAGAAGAGGGUGUGCUGGUGCCUGUCGGAGAACAUCGCUAAGCAGCAACAGCUGAUGGCUUCGCCCCCGGAGAGCAAGAAACUCCACCCUUAUGGCUCUCUCCAGCAGGAGAUGGGGCCGGCCAACUCAACCAAUGCUACCCAGGAUAGAAGCUUUACCUCAUCAGGACAGACUCUGAUUGGCUGAGCAAUCCCAAGGGCGGGACUCUGCUUCUGGCAACUUAACCCUUUCUUGGGCAUCCCCUACCACACAGUAACCUCACCUCAACUGGACCCAAAACGGAGGACCAAGAUGGUGGGCCUAGGGUCAUCUGAAGGGAGUGGCCCCACGGGUGUGUGUGGACUGGCAUCAGAAGGACCACAGUGGUAUGAGAGGCCCUAUGGGCACGUCCCAAAUGGAGAAGACUCAGAUUUUUCCCUACAAGGAAGAAGGAGGAGAAAUAGCAUCUGGGCUUCCCGUGGUUCCAGGGCCCGCCUUGGGGGCAUAGGAGAGGUUGGCAGAGGUCAGCCAUGACGGAGAACAAUGUCAUCAGCCUCCGCUGCCAGAAGACAUCUCCACGCAAUCACUUCUUCAUCUAUUCUCAUUCAUUCAUUCCUUCAUCCAGCAGAUAUUUGGGGGGCAUCUACUUUAUGCCAGGCUCUAGGCUAGGAACUGGGGAUUCUGUGGAGAAUGACGUGGAUAUGGUCUCUGCUCUUUUUUUUUUUUUUUAAAGAUUUUAUUUAUUUGAGAGAAAGAAAGC
Messenger RNA from Leptonychotes weddellii (Weddell seal), 2127 nucleotides. The record is from RefSeq and is a predicted model, not a curated record. Lineage: Eukaryota; Metazoa; Chordata; Mammalia; Carnivora; Phocidae.